AUGCCGACACAGUUUAUCCGAAACCGAAGCGCAUUCCCGCAAGGCACUCACAACGAUAUCGACGACUUUCAGUACCAAGAUCGUGAGUUGUUCAAAUUUGGCUUCCCAACAUGUCAUUUCAGAUUUUGGUGCUCAUCAGCUUCCAUCGACAGCUUCGGACUUUUCCGAUCCUACGACUCAACAACAGAACAAUUCGCCGCCGCCUGGAAAAUCCGCGAAUGAUCCGCUGGCCGGAGCGCUCCUCGGCCUUUCAGAGUAAAUUGCUCAGCUUAUCACACACUGCGCAAAAUGCUAAAUCUUUACAGUGUCAUCACGAAAUCCUUAAUUUCUCAUCCGUGCGCAGUGAUCCGACGUCAAUGCCAAGUCCAUCAAUUCGCUGGAUCUCUCCAUUUGACCCCUGUUACCCUGAUUCCUGUCAUUUGCAAUUCUGUCGCCAAAGAAGGAGUUCAAACUUUCUGGAAAGGAGCAAUUGGCUCCAGUGUGCUCUGGGGACUUGCCAACGUCACCGAGAUUGUACUCGGCGAUCUUCUCGGCUUGCCACGUACAUUUGUCGUCAACGGAAGCUCGGAAAAGUAUUGGAAACAUAUUGUGCUCAAAGGGUGAGAGAAAUGGAAUUUCAAAAAUUCCGAAAAAAAACCAUUAGUUUUCAGAACAACGUUUAUUAUAAUGACGCCAUUCUACGUCUCUUCGUUUAUCGAAACAGUACGAAGCGAGUCGGGAAUCGGAGGAGAAGACAAUAAAGUGCUAGAUGUGCUCGUGAAGGGCGUCGAUCGGAUGCGCUACUUCGUGUCCUCCGGUCGAGAUCCCUCACGAAAAUUCUCAAUAAUUCACCUAGCUAUUCCUACUGCUAGUUUCCAGUAAUUCCCGUCCCUCUUCACCAGCAGUUCUGAAACCUUUCCGUUCAGAGUCGGACACUACAUGCUCCAAACGGCCCUCUAUCAUCAAUUUUUCCGAAUGGCCAAACGAUACGUGAAUCGAAAAGCUCCGUCGGAAAAGACGACGUACCACGACUUUCUGCCCCAAAUGUUUGCUCAGACGUCAUCAAUGGUGCUCACUGACCUGAUUCUCUAUCCGUUCGAGACGAUUCUCCACAGAAUGUACAUUCAAGGCACUCGGACACUAAUUGAUAACAUGGAUACGGGACUGUCGGCUGUUUCCAUGACAGUCAAGUAUUCAGGCUUUUUCGAUUGUGUCAAGCAAGUGCUGGAAACCGAAGGAUUUUGGGCGUUGUACGCGGUGAGUGAAGCAAGCCCUAAAACAUUUUUUGAAAAUUGCUGCUAUCCUUAAUCUCGCUAAACAGCACUAAUAUUUGAGCAUACCCAACUUGAUUCCGUGCCUCUUCAAAACACGAAUUCACUAUUUUCAGGGAGUCGGGGCAGUUCUACUCGAGUAUUCCCUCCAUCAAGGACUCCAACAACUGGUCCGCGCGUGCUUCGACCGUGGCUCCGAGCUUCUCCGCAAAGCCACCCGAGGUCAUCCCGUUGUCCAAUCCUCUCAAAUCACUCCGCCAAUCUCUGCCAAAUCCAGCUUCAACGGCCCAAUUAGUGGCUCGUUCCCGCCGGCCGCGGCCGCUGCAAUGUCUCCGAUGAGCACGCCGCGAAAGCACGCAACACCUCCGAAAGAUCCGACAGAGUUUCCGACGUUUGGAGAGACCGUCAGUCAGCUGAGCAGUCCGUAUCAAAUGCCAUCAACUCAGUUCGGAAUGGGCGGCCGGCCCAACGUGUUCGGAAGUCCACCGAACAGGUAAAACAACGAAGGUGACUCUUCGUCUCUAAAGCAAACAAUAUCUAUACACGCUCUCCUCUUCUGACUCUCUUUUCAUAUCAUUUUUACGCCACAGUCCAAAAAUUUCCACGUUUCCCGCACGAAGAACCGGUUCUCUUCCGCGGCCGCGCGUGGUCACGCAAUUAUCGAUUUUCAUUGCAGAAGUCGCUCAUCUCACGAAACCUCAUCCUCCUCUCCAAAUCUUCCGCCCCUUCACCUCAACAUCCGCCCGUCGUCUGGUGACCCGUUCUCCGGAUAA
Molecule: messenger RNA, 2023 nt
Organism: Caenorhabditis sp. 36 PRJEB53466
Lineage: Eukaryota; Metazoa; Nematoda; Chromadorea; Rhabditida; Rhabditidae
Source: the annotation of a GenBank genome assembly